GCACUCAUGAGUUAAGGCUUCAUUAAUACGCCUGCCUCUGGAACCUCAUUUAUGCCCACCCACAACUCGGGAGGUUCCCUCCACUUUCAUUGACACACCACUCCCAGACCGCCUGACUCCCAUUCGUACUGCAGACCUCAACUUGUGUAAGAAAUUCUUUCCCCUGCCACUAUUAGGAUUCUAGGACACAGGGCGAGGACUGCCAGCCAGAGAGGACAAAACAGCCCUUGCUCCCGGGAUCCCACCCGUCUCUAUCCUCGAGCGGAAGGGGCGUGGCCUGGGGCGGACGUAGCCCGUACCCGGAAGCCGCAGGUCACGUGCGUCUGUGUGGAAGGGUUUGGAGGAAAUAUGGCUGUGGAAGGGAAGAACAAACGGAAGAGAAAGCGGAAUGCCGACCCGGGAGAGAAGCUGGGCGGCGGCGUUGGCGGGCAUCCGGCCGGAGACUACUUGGUUGGACAGGUGGCCGGCAGCUUAGCCCAGGGCAGGCGGCCCUCGGGAGGUGGCGCGGCUCGACUGGCGGCUCUCUUCAGCUCGGCAGAACCCCAAGUUCAACCCGUGUACGUGCCUGUGUCUAAAGAAACCACUAAAAAAAGAAGGCGGGAGGAUGAGGAGGAGGAAGAAAGAGCAUCCCAGACUGGAAGACCUGUGCUGCCAGAUCAAGCCAAAAAAUUCGCAGUGAAGAAGAAAGUCUCCACAGCAGACGAAAAUUUGGCAAACAGGGAAAGUGCGCUAGCAACUGCUGAUUUAGAAGAAGAAAAUCAACAGACAAAAGGGCACAAAAGGAAAAAUACACAACCCAAAGUUAAAGUACUGGAUGAUGCAGAUCACAGCUUGGAUGUCAGUCAAAGAAAGAAAAGUCAAAUCAACAAGGAAGAAGAGCGAUUAAAGAAUGACAGAACCGUGUUUGUUGGCAACUUACCUGUCACAUGUAAUAAGAAGAAACUGAAGUCAUUUUUUAAGGAGUAUGGGCCAAUAGAAUCUGUACGAUUUCGUUCUCUGAUUCCAGCAGAGGGAACUCUAUCCAAAAAGUUGGCAGCAAUCAAGCGUAAAGUUCAUCCUGAUCAAAAAAAUAUUAAUGCUUACGUUGUGUUUAAGGAUCAGGGUGCUGCCACCAAAGCACUGGCAAGAAAUGGAACCCAGUUUGCAGAUGGAUUUCGUAUUAGAGUUGAUCUCGCAUCUGAGACCUCAUCUAGAGACAAAAGAUCAGUGUUUGUGGGGAACCUCCCUUACAUUGAAGAAUCUGCUGUGGAAGAGCACUUUUUGGAUUGUGGGAGUAUUGUGGCCGUGAGGAUCGUGCGAGACCACGUUACAGGAAUUGGCAAAGGCUUUGGCUAUGUGCUCUUCGAGAAUAAAGAUUCUGUUCUUCUUGCUCUGAAACUAAAUAAUUCAGAACUAAUGGGAAGAAAACUCAGAGUCAUGCGGUCUGUUAACAAAGAAAAGUUAAAUUCAAAGUCAAAACAUUCAGAUCCACUUUUGAAGACAGGCAGUAAACCUAAGCAAAGACUUAAUUUUGCUUCCAAAAAUAUAGAAGGACAUUCUAAAGGUUUGUUUAUUGGCGAAAAAGCGGUGUCUGCUAAAAAGAAGAAGAAAGGACAGAAGAAAAGUAGACCACUUAAGAAGCAGAGAACACAGAAGCAGCGGUCAGGAACUGGGCUUCUUUGAUCCCCUCUGAGCUCUGCUAAUGAAUUAGGGUGAACCUGUGUGCUGGGUUUGCUCAUUUUUCACGUCUGGAGUGAAUGAAAUGUGGGAACGUGUGCAUUCCUACUCGUGUACAUUGUAAAUGCCGCCUUUGAAGCACUCAGGAUGUAGUACACAUGGAAGAUGUGCCACCACUGGUGGUAGUGAUGAUUUCAAUAAAAUGAGCAUUUAGAAUUUUAAUAAUACUUAUUCGCUGUAUUAAAAAUUUUUUUAAAUUUUGAUUAUUGUAGAGGCAGUGCUCCUAUCUGCUAAUUCACUCCCCAAAUGCAUGUAGUAGCUGGAGCCGGCCCAUGCUGCAGGUGGGAGCUGGGCACUUAUCCUGGUCUCUCACGUGGGUGGCAGGAACCCAAGGACUUGUGCCAUCACCUGCUGCCUCCUAUGGUGCACGUUGGCAGGAAACCAGAAUCGAGACAGAACUAGGACACAAGCACUUUGUUACAGGCUACAGCCAUCCCAAGUGGCUUUUUAAUUGCUAGGGCAAACUUCCACACCUGUCAGCCAAUUAUAUGUGGGAUAUACAUAAAAAUUAGGAUGGGAUAAGACAGUGAAAAAUAAUAAACCUUGAUGUUGAUUGCUCUUACAGCAAAAGUCCUGAUAGUUAUGAUCGGAAUAUUGUUGUCAAGAUUGCUAGGAGGGCCCGGCACAGUAGCCUAGCAGCUGA
Messenger RNA from Ochotona curzoniae (black-lipped pika), 2359 nucleotides. RefSeq names its product RNA binding motif protein 34 (gene RBM34). The coding region runs from base 349 to 1662 and encodes 437 amino acids. The transcript has 11 exons. NCBI's taxonomy places the organism in Eukaryota, Metazoa, Chordata, Mammalia, Lagomorpha, Ochotonidae. The record is from RefSeq and is a predicted model, not a curated record. Gene Ontology annotation, molecular function: RNA binding.